UCCGGCAACGUGAGGCCCAUUUCGUAGUGGUUGCCAUCUCAUUCCAAGGAAAGAAACAAAUAAUUGAAGUUACAAAACCAUCGGGAGGAGCCCAAAUGUCAACAAUUAUCUUAACCUGGUUAAAAAAACUCCAAAGCAGGUGCAUUUCCCACGUACAUCCGAGAUCCCUGCCAACCAAAUUAAUAAAAAAGUAAUUGGAUCCCAUUUUGACAAAAUAGUUUGAUAAGGCGUGUAAGCCGUGUACCCAAUUCAGAUCCGUCCCGCCAGGCUCCCUCCGUCUUUUGAAUCUAUCGUCGUAGCCUUAGGGAUGGCCUCGAAAAAUGUGUCGUCCUGAUUUACAAUCUUAAGUUUGGUUUAGUUUUGUUUACCUCUCCUCUUCUAAUACCCAUUUGCUUGGUCAUUGCCCAAUACCAAAGACCUUUGACAAAUAUUCGGUCUUGGAAUUCAGACACGGAAAUUUUGGCCUGGUCAUCCUUGCCCAUUUCAGAUGAGUAAACCAAAGCUUGGGUAUCAAGAAAUUCUCAGUUUUUGUGCUGAUAUUGUCUCCAAAACCAAUACCCACAUGGAAUAAUAUGAGUGUUAUGCUCUGCCAUAUAAGUAUUGAUGGGAAACUGUUUUGGUAGAGACGAAUCCCCUCGGAGCAAAGUCUCCUCACACAGGCAAGGAUGCGAUCAUCCCCAAAUCAUCUCUGGAAAAGACGCCAUGCUUCCAAGGGGGUCGUGUGGUUUCGAAAGGUAUAAAUCACGCACACCGAGGGAAGUACGGGAGAAGGAGGCGACGAGGAGAAAAUCGCAAGGAGGAUUUGCAAACAGUGGGUUCUACUAUGUAGCAGAAUUCACAAUACAGCCACAGUCACCAGAAAAAGUGAAAAAGAGUACUUCAAUUGCAUCAGAAACUAGCAAUGGAGGAAGCAUUCCUCCAACUCCUAGGGGCGUAGAAGAUCUAAGGCAGAAUUCUGGUUCAAAUGUACUUGUAUUUACGUACAAUGAAUUAAAGCUCUCUACAAAAAAUUUUCGUUCUGACCAUGUGCUUGGUCAGGGAGGAUUUGGCAUUGUCUACAAAGGGCACAUAGAUGAGAAUGUCAGACCAGGUCUCAAAGCUCUUUCUGUAGCAGUUAAGGUUCUCAAUCAAGAGGGUCUUCAGGGGCACAGAGAAUGGCUGGCAGAGGUCAUCUUUCUGGGGCAGUUAAGCUACCCACACUUGGUGAAACUUAUAGGCUACUGUUGUGAGGAUGAACACAGGUGUCUGGUCUAUGAGUAUAUGUCUCGUGGCAGUCUGGAAAACCAUCUAUUCCGAAAAGUAUGCGUUGCCAUACCUUGGUCGGUAAGAAUGAAAAUUGCACUAGGGGCUGCCAAAGGGCUUGCUUUUCUUCAUGGACUGGAAAGGCAAGUUAUUUAUCGCGACUUCAAGACUUCCAAUAUUUUAUUGGACUCGGAUUAUACAGCCAAGCUUUCUGAUUUUGGACUUGCAAAAGAUGGUCCUGAGGGAGACCAGACUCAUGUUUCCACUCGUGUGAUGGGCACAUAUGGUUAUGCAGCUCCUGAGUAUGUAAUGACUGGUCACCUAACAGCUAGAAGUGAUGUCUAUGGCUUUGGUGUUGUAUUACUGGAGUUGCUUCUUGGGAGGCCAUCCAUGGAUAAGACAAGACCAAGCAGAGAGUAUAACCUGGUAGAGUGGGCUCGACCUCUUCUGAACAAUAACAAGAAACUGCUUAGAAUUAUAGAUCCAAGGUUGGAAGGACAGUACUCUGUGAAGGGUGCACAGAAAGCUGCUAGCUUGGCCUAUCAAUGUCUUAGUCAAAAUCCUAAAGGUAGGCCUGCAAUGAGUUUUGUUGUUGAGCAAUUAGAAUCUUUGCAAAACACAAUGGGCUUGGCAGAUGCAUCUUUCACUUAUACUGUAAGCAGUGGGGUGACUAUUUAUGAAGUUCACAAUCAGCCAGCAAUAAAUGGUGGCAAAGCCAAUGAUUCUCCGAGUGACAAAAAGUUACCCUCUCAGAAAGCGACGGCCAAAAGAUUAGUCAACAAUGAAUCUGAUUUGUACAGUCAAUCUCCCUAGCGUCAUGGUAGAGGUGUAAAAUUUUGGAGUUGGGAGAUUGGAACAUUUUUGCUACUACGUAGGUUUGUGUCUGCAUCUUCCAACUAUUGAAGAUGCCCUCCAUUUUGGAAGUAUAACAGCACAGGACCAAUCCUAGCUUCUGUUUUUUGUCACUCCUGCUGGAUGUAUUGAAGAAAGCCAUGUUUCAAGAUUUAGAUUAGUGGGUAAAUUCUCAUGCUUGUUCGCUAGGAAUUUUGGGUGGCAUUUCAUGUGGUGUUUAAUAUAAAAUGUGUAUUUUUUAUUGGAAAA
This is a messenger RNA of Cryptomeria japonica (Japanese cedar), 2343 nucleotides long. Its product is annotated as probable serine/threonine-protein kinase PBL8. Gene Ontology annotation, biological process: protein phosphorylation. Gene Ontology annotation, molecular function: ATP binding; protein kinase activity. The coding region runs from base 604 to 2055 and encodes 483 amino acids. The record is from RefSeq and is a predicted model, not a curated record. Lineage: Eukaryota; Viridiplantae; Streptophyta; Pinopsida; Cupressales; Cupressaceae. The transcript is spliced from 7 exons.